AUGAAUCUCAAUACAAUAUUAUUAGCAACAAUUGCUUUAGUGUUUAAUAUUAAUUAUUAUUUAACAAUUGUUGGAUGUACCGGAUCAGCUCAAUCUAAAUUGGACUCACAGACCAAACUACCCGAACGACAUGGUCUGUUGACAUCGUUAUCGGGUGCCGUCUCCAGCGAUAACCAACACCACCAACAACAACAACAGCAGCAACAGCUAACAGAUCCGGGACCUGUUAUCACACGAAUUGGUUACACAAACAAUGCCAACCCUGACUACGAGCUUCAGGGCUACGGACUGCCCAGUUAUUCAAAUGCAUAUCAGCCGUCGUCGUCGUCGUCGGCCAAUGCGUAUCAGUCGGCAGCAGAAUCGCCCAAAGCUUCGCCAUUGAUAGGAAAAGCCGAAUCGGCAGCGAUGGUCAAUAGCGAUCACCAUCACCUCCAACAACAACAACAACAGCAUCACCACUCGUUGCAAUACCCGAUGCCGUCAACUAUUCAGCACAUGUACGACACACAACCCAAUACCCGAUAUACUAAAUAUGCGAAUCCAAACACUGGCGGUGCCAUCGGUAGCGAAGACUAUUCAGUUGACUCGCCGGCCACUCAGGACACCAAUCGCAACAACUUUUACAAACAGCUAAAUUCAGACUCGGAAGUGACAAAAUUUCUGAAAUCAUCGGCCACCGACCAGAAUGAAGAGUUUGCGCCCGCCGUCGUCGGCGGCGGCACCGAACCCACCGAUGUUACCGCUGAUACCGAUUCUGAUUAUCCGUCGAUGGCCGCAGCUGCUGCCGGCGGCGAUAGGACACCAUCGCAGGACUAUCAUCUAAGCAAAGCUCAGAAACAGCAGUCAAUGAAUCCGAUGCUCAACGAAGACCAACAGUUUAUAUCGCCCGAAAUGGCCCAACAAUUGUUCAAACAAUACGCCCAAUCGACUGGCCAAGAGCUCAAUGGCAACUCACUGAUGGACAAUCAGCAGUCCGCCGGCGGUGCCGGAGGAGGAGUCGGUCCUACAUCCGAGACAGAUAUACAGACACUGUUGGGUCAAUUGGGUUAUAAUAUACCUCAGAAAUCGCAAGCUGAACUGUUGGCCAAUUUGCAGGAAUUUUCGGCAAACAGUAAUCUACAGCAACAAAUGGCCAAUUUCGGGUCGGCCUCGCAAUUGAAUCCGCAAUUAGGAUCGCAAGUAAACUCGCAGAUUGGCGCCCAAAUGGCGGCGGCUAACAAUCAGCCCCUACAGCCAGUGGGAGGCGGAGCAGCUGGAGCUGGUCUUCAAAACUUUUCGCCCGCACCCGAAGGUAGCCAAUUGCCGGCACCGCCCGGCUAUAAGCACGUCGGCUAUAUAACCAUUCCGGCCGGUACUGCCAGCGUUCCCAGUCUAAUGAAUACACCAACUGGUGGCCUACCAGUAAUCAGACCGAUGUCGCUCAUGUCUAAUCCAGCUCAGGGCGAUAUCAACAAUGGACGGCUGCCACUAGGUAUGACCCAAAAACAUUUGCAACAAUUUCAAGAUCAGUCUAAAAAAACACAAGAAAAACAAACAUCUGAAUCAAAACCGAGGCGAACACUCCUGAGUCGACUAAAUCCAUUGAAUAUGUUAAGACGUUUUCGGCAACGACGCGAAAGACGACAAACUGGUGAUCUCAAUGGACAACAGCAACAGUCAGACAUUGUUCGUAUGUCCACUUCGGGUAUCUACGGUAUGACACCGGGUAUGUUGCAAAAUUCCAACGCCGCCGGUUUUGGAGCCGGUCUAUCAGGUCUGGGCGGUAUGUCCGGUCUGGGAGGAAUGUACACCAGUAUGAGUGGUCCGCAACCGGUCUACGCCAAUGUUCCCGGUGUUAGCGGUGUAGCCGGGUUUUCGCCAGCAAUGGGUUCAUAUGGCGGCGGAUUUUCUUACGGUGGAUAUCCAGCGGCAGCGGCAGCAGGCGGUUACGGUUAUAUGCCGACAAUGUCUAUGAUGGGAGGACAGGGAAUGGGAGGCGGCAAAGAGCAGACAGCGGCCAGCAAUGGUGUUAUGUCGGCCAGUAGUCUUGACGCUGCCAACGCCGCCGGAUCGAUGCCAAUGAUGAUGCCCUACAAUCCGAUGGGCGGCUUCUCGCAAAUGGCUCCGAUGUCCGUACCGAUGGGCCAAAUGCCGUACGCUAUGAUACCCCAGCAGACAGCGGCUGCAUCGUCACAGUCAUCAUCGUCAUCGUCAGCUCAAGAGGAAACCCAAGAGAAUCCGAAUCAAUUGCCAGGUGGUAUCAAUCUGUCGGAUCUGCUCAAAGACGAAGAAGACGAAGAACCGUCGAGAUUCAGACGAUUUCUUGGUUAUCUGAAUCCGAUGAAUCUGUUCCGUCGUUUGCGCGACCGAAAUGCCACCGAAAACGACGACCGAAAACGUUUCGGUAGAUAUCGCCGACAUAUUGCCGAAAGUCAGUUAAGUGACAAAUCAUUUAUCCAUUUUCCCGAAUCUGAGUCCAAUCCGACGCCCACACGAAUGACUUUUCUGAAGAGGUCGGGCCGUAAAUCCAGAAUGAGAUUCCCGAGAAAUGACGAUUCGGACGUCAUUUUUACGUCAAAUGAGACCAACGAUCAUUCAAAAGACGACAACAAUAAUAAUAAUAACAACAAAAAGCGAGAAAAGUUAGAUUCAGCCGAUUCGGGUCUUCAUUCAUUGUCCGACCAGACAUCGGAAGAAAGUCACGGCGGUCGGCAAAGAAGUAGUCGAGUGACAAAUCGACGCAAUCGUAGACCCAACCAGAGGACACAUUUUGCUUCCGAGAGCCGACAUCUGGGACUUAUGGGAAGCGGCAAUUUUGAGGUCAUCCGUGGCGGUACGUUUACCGCCGACGACGAAAAGUCCAAUUCGGUAAACUCGGGAGGCGAAGACCGAUCCGGUCAUAACGAUAAUGACAACCCCACUAGCAAUAUGUAUACCGGUCUCGAAUCGGACGAGUACUACGAUUCGGGUAAUCCCGAAGUCCUUGGUUUCCAAGGUUUCAACGGUUUCGGUUCAAUGUAUAAUACACUGUCGGCUAGUAAUACCAUCGCUAAAGUGGCCACAAUUGACAAACGACUAGACAAUGACGAUGACGACGACCACCACCGCGACGAAUCCGUUGGCCAUCCGACUAUCGGUAACAUCGAAAACGCGGCGCUCACGACCACUGAGCUCAAGGCCAUCUCUUGA
Molecule: messenger RNA, 3168 nt
Organism: Oppia nitens
Lineage: Eukaryota; Metazoa; Arthropoda; Arachnida; Sarcoptiformes; Oppiidae
Exons: 2
Coding region: 1-3168 (1055 amino acids)
Source: RefSeq, a predicted model, not a curated record